This is a messenger RNA of Prorocentrum cordatum, 420 nucleotides long. Lineage: Eukaryota; Dinophyceae; Prorocentrales; Prorocentraceae. The record is from the annotation of a GenBank genome assembly.
CGCGCUGACCGCGCAUUGCUCCGCGUGGUGGCCGAUGCGCAUCGACUGGGUCAGGGCUGUGAGGAGAUCUACUUCCAGCGCUUGAACAUUACGGGGUCUUGGGCGGUGGCCAGGCAGAGAGGAGGUUACACGUAUGCUGCGGCAGACGCCACCAACGCGACCCCAGAAUGGACAGCCUUCGGUCAGGUUCAGCUGAAAGUCGUUCAUGGACGUUCUCACAGUGGUGUUGUGUACUUGAACUUCUACGCCAAGCACCUCGGCCAGGUGGGACUCCCUGUCGGGGGCCUCCUGGGAGAUGACGACCACACAUACGAAGGGACGCCUCCAGAGACGUGCCUACGGACGACUCGUCUUCUGGACGUUGGCGUUCAUGCCCAGGAGUCUCCCGCGGCCUCGAUCGCAGUUGCAACGCUCGCGUGA